This is a messenger RNA of Phytophthora nicotianae INRA-310, 2115 nucleotides long. RefSeq lists its product as hypothetical. Lineage: Eukaryota; Oomycota; Peronosporomycetes; Peronosporales; Peronosporaceae. The record is from RefSeq and is a predicted model, not a curated record. The transcript has a single exon. Bases 139 to 1980 code for a protein of 613 amino acids.
GAGAUCUCGCAGCUCUCAAAGAGUUGAGUGCCAGUUGUUGGGUCUUCGUCCGGUUGUGCAGCAUACAAAGUUCAAGUGAUUUGAACACCCCGCGUAUAGGCAGCCCAAAUCAAAGCCAUUCCAUUUCGAGCGGAGCUCAUGACGAAGCCGUCGGGGCCGCAGAGGCAGCGAUCGCUCUCCUCCGCGAGCGGCGGAGGCGUCGGCCGCGCCACGACGAACUCGCGCGGCUCGUUGCAGUCGUCCAAGGAAUACGUGGCCCGCGCACAGCAAUUUGCCGACGCGCGCGUGCUGGAGACGCUCCGGAAAUACCACAGCAACCGCGCCGCCGCCUCGUACGCCAUGGGGGAUUCUUUGGGCGUGGACCGCUCGCAGUGGAAACUCGCAAAGGGCGGCGGUCGCCAUCACUCCAUCGCCUGCUACAAGAAAGUGUCGUCCAGGGGCCCGUUCGGCGGCCUGAGGAUACCGCGCAGGGACAAACAGAGUAAUCAACACGCGGCCGACUCGAUGCGUAUGACUAUGACCGCCAACAAGAGCGCGCCGUCCGUAGCUGUCUCGGAACAGGCCGAGCUGCUGGCCCUUGGAAUCGUACCGGGCACGCUUGAGGACGUGCUGCACGGUACAGUGAACCUCACGCCUGAAGCCAUGCAGAUUGAGAGCGCGCACGCCCAGUGUGACCUGCUGGACAGCCGCGUAUUGGCUGCACUCGUGGCUCCCACGGUUAAUGCGCCAUUCCGCUCGCUCACACUCAAGUGGGCUCUGCGUCACCAUGAAGUUCUAUCCAGACACCGAGACUACGUCUAUCUGGAGGCCACGGGAGUGGUGCGGGACUCCCAGGACAAUGGCGCACGGGUAGGUUACCACCUGGUACACUCCGUGACGCUACCGUCGGCUCCAGAACUGGCGCCGGAGAUGCAGAUCGUGCGUGGCCACUUGUCGUACUGUUAUCUAUACCGACAACACAGUGAUACCGAAGUCGAGCUCUUCUUCCAUGGUGGAAUGCUGCCACGAGGCGGCGCAAAGGACCGUCUAGCCUUCCAAUUAACAGCAGAUGCAGUGCUGGCCUCACCAAGUACAAUCGAGUGUGCGAUGAUGAAGAAACUGGCCUUCUCGCUGCGAACCAAGCAGCCGACUGCUCUCCGUCCGCCGUCGCCGCCGCUGCAUCACAUCGACGACGACAUGCGGCAGACCCAGAGUGGACGUAAGAGUACGUUCGGUACCAGUAUGUUCCGUGCGUCGAUGACGUUCGAUAGCAGUCGCAGUAGUAUUUCCUUCGGAGGGGGCCAGGGUGUCAGUCCGUGUCGUGUGUGCCGUCGUCCGGUUCGAGCUUUCUUUAGUGGGAAAGUGGCGAGCUGUCAAUUGUGUGAAGAACCAGUAUGCAACCGCUGUAAGGUGCACAAGAAGGUGUUUGUGUUUGAAGCGGGGGUCUUCCAUCCCCAGAAGAUGGACUUUUGCACCGAGUGUAUGGUGACUACGAACCGCUUGAACGCUGGGUGGGUGGCGUCGCAGGAACUCACGGGAGCUGCUAACCGAGUGCGUCUGAGUGAACGCAGCAGCUCGUCGGAGGAAGAGAAUGUAGCCAAGUCUCAGAUCGGUCUGGGAGCCUCGUGGCAUGGCGGGAUGUCGCGCAUUGACGAAGGCCGCGCUACCAUGUCGUCCGACGGUCCAAUGGGCCACUCAGCGCCCCAGUCUGUCGUCUGGCUUCCCACAGACCACCUGCAUCCCCGCCUUACGUCCAUUGAUCCGAUGGAUAUGGAGACGGAGGAGGAGAAUGGCCCUCAGUAUGGAGCAUACGAUCGCGUAGAGGACGACAGCUUUAUCGACACGGAGGCGUUCGUGACGCUGGAUGACGACGACGACCGCUUUGACGAGGUCAUCCCCAUGAUUGACAUCCCAUCGGAGGGCGAGGAGGACGAAUUCGACAAUGAACGCACGCUCUCGAGUCACGCAGUGGACCUCAUAAGCGUCUCGCAGAGCUCGUAGAAAUCGAUCAACUAAAACAGACCCACCAAAUGUCUUCGGAAAGACACGAAGACAAGCAGGACGUGGUCAGUACCUCUUAUUUAACAACAAGAAGUAAACGUAUCAGGCGUUUUCGCCACUAAGUUGUUUGCGGCU